Eimeria tenella is the source of this 252-nucleotide messenger RNA. RefSeq lists its product as uncharacterized. Gene Ontology annotation, molecular function: ice binding. NCBI's taxonomy places the organism in Eukaryota, Apicomplexa, Conoidasida, Eucoccidiorida, Eimeriidae. The record is from RefSeq and is a predicted model, not a curated record. The coding region runs from base 1 to 252 and encodes 83 amino acids. The transcript has a single exon.
AUGGUCGCUUUCCGCCUGCCCGUCCAACAGCCCGGGGCAUCCGCAGCACCCUCAGCAGCCGCAGCAGCAGCAGCAGCAGCAGCAGCAGCAGCAGCAGCAGCAGCAGCAGCAGCAGCAGCAGCAGCAGCGGCAGCAGCGGCUGCAGCAGCAGCAGCAGCAGCGGCAGCAGCAGGGGCGAUGGCAGCGGCGAGGUGUCCGGGAGGGGCGGAAACGGGGAUAGCAGCAGCCGCGCAGCCAGCACCAACCCAAUGA